AUGUUUUAUCAAGACUACGUCUAUCAGCCCAUCCGCAGCGAGACCGGCAUUCGUGUACUUCUUCUCGAGCCCGCUAGAGAUUACAACGCGCAGUUGUUUGUCAGCUUGCAACAUGUACAGAUCAGCCCAUACCGUCAAGAUGGGUCUAGAGCAAAUCAAGACAUCCCCAGUGCAAGGAGUAGCACAGUUAGCUUGCUAGCGACUGCACCGGUACAAUAUGAGGCAAUGUCAUAUGCGUGGGGCGAUCAGCAGCCGACCGAAAGGUUGACGAUCAAAGGAUCGACACCGCACCAAAACAUCAUGAUCAGACCUAAUGUAGAUACUAUGUUGCGCCAUCUUCGGUCUUCGACACAGCAGAGGCGUCUUUGGAUAGAUGCUCUUUGUAUCAAUCAGAACGACCUUGAGGAAAAAGGUUCGCAAGUGCGCUUUAUGGAGGAAGUCUACCGCCAAGCGAAAGCCAUAGUAAUCUGGCUUGGAACUCCCGAAGAUGAAGCUGGCACUAAAAAUACCACUAUGCGAUUCUUUCAGCAACUCGUCAAGUACGGGCCAGCUGAUGGCCGACAUGAAGAAGAACAAGCUGCAACCUGGGCAAAACUGGAGGCUUUCCUAAGCAGGUCUUGGUUCACACGCCGCUGGACUAUUCAAGAAGCACUUCUGGCCAAGCAAGCUACGAUAUUGUGCGGGAGUUACAUCAUCAAUUUCAUGGUGUUCGCCAAGAAUGCCUUCUUGACCGCGCAACGUCAAGCUCAUCUGACUCCAUCGAUAUCUGGUGCACUGCGAAAACUGUGGAUCAUGUACCGCCUACGAUCUGCUCCUAUACCAGAAGUCCGGUCGGAUCCGUUACGCCUGCUCGUUGAUUUCUCCACGGCCGACUGUAUGGAUGCCCGCGAUCGAAUCUAUGCUCUGAACGCCGUCAGUAACGUCAAGGUUCCAGUCUCGUACACAGAAACAGUAGAGAACGUUUACGUAUCGUAUGCUGAGAUGCAUAUAUCACUGGGAAGUUUCGCUGUUAUGAAUUGCGCCGGUGCGACACAUCUAUCUGCGUCAACUGUGCCCUCAUGGGUUCCGGACUGGCGAUGUCCUUUGGUGUUUACCCCUCUUACGACACGGCCAGUAGAUAGUGCGCAAAAUGAUUCAGAGACCAAAGCGCUGGCUACACCAAGCAUAGACACCGCUGAUGGUUAUGCAAUUCUCGGGAUCAGCGGCGUUAAGGUUGGUAUAGUCUCGCACAUUGGAACCAAAGCACCUUAUCCAGUGUGGGGGCGAGAGAUUCUCUCCAUACUUUUGAACUGGUACAACGUGUUCGAGGCUGGCAAGAUAAAUCUUGUGAAGCAUCCAGGAAAUAAGGAUGAUAGUAGUACGCUCAGUCCAGAUCAUCCAUGGCUUCGAGACAAACACCCAGAUUUCGAGACCGAAGUCUCGUGGCUCUUAGCUCAUCUAAUUGCCGAAGCUCGGGAAGAGACCUUGAAUGCUACACUGCAACGAGGGGAUGCUGAAGUGAGAGCGCAGGAGCUUGCGAACAUCGAGGCAGCAGCUUCACAGGUUUCCGAGGGAUUGAAGAGCAUUUUAAAAAGUCUGAUGCUCGAUACCGCCGAUCGAAAUGCGGAACUUGACAUACAGCAUGACAUAACGUUGAUCUGGAGCUUCAAAGAUCCGCUGAUGAAAGAAGGCUGGUACGAUCGCAAUCUUGAGCCAGAUGAGGUCGUCGAAAUUCUGCGCAGAACAAUUGCUGGUCGGACAUGUUUCUGGAGUGGCGACGGAUCUUUCGGCCUUGGCCCGGCGAGUAUGGAGCUUGGAGAUGUUGUUGUUGCUAUUCCCUCGUGCCCGACACCCUACGUCCUGCGACCAAAACUAGCGGAGACAGCGAAGCCAGAGCAAAAAUCGAACAAGUGGUCGCGAACAUUCGGAAGAGCAACUGAUGAUGAUAAUGAAGAUGAGUACACGUUGGUCGGCGAUUGCUACAUACACGACUACGCGCCUGAGGAUUUGUUUCAAAGACCCAAACAGAUCAGCCGAUUCCAUAUUGUGUAA
Messenger RNA from Parastagonospora nodorum SN15, 2031 nucleotides. RefSeq lists its product as hypothetical. The record is from RefSeq and is a predicted model, not a curated record. Lineage: Eukaryota; Fungi; Ascomycota; Dothideomycetes; Pleosporales; Phaeosphaeriaceae. The transcript is spliced from 2 exons. The coding region runs from base 1 to 2031 and encodes 676 amino acids.